GAGCCCAAUGGAGAAGAAAGGGUGACAGCAUAAGCAGAAGGAUUAGAGAUCAGGAAAAGGUCAAGAAUGUUGGGCGUAUCUCCAAGACAGUCAGGAAUACGAGUAGGGUGUUGCUCUAGGUCAUGGAGGAUAGCAAAGUUGUAGGCUAGUUCACCAGGAUGGUCAGUGAAGGGAGAGGAAAGCCAAAGCUGGUGGUGAACAUUGAAGUCUCCAAGAAUGGAGAUCUCUGCAAAAGGGAAGAGGGUCAGAAUGUGCUCCACUUUGGAAGUUAAGUAGUCAAAGAAUUUCUUAUAGUCAGAGGAGUUAAUUGAGAGGUAUACAGCACAGAUAAAUUUAGUAUGAGAGUGACUCUGUAGUCGUAGCCAGAUGGUGGAAAACUCGGAAGAUCAAGAGCAUGGGCACGAGAGCAGGUUAAGUCAUUGGCACAUAAACGCAGCAUCCAGCUUUGGAUCGAAAAUGAGGAUAGAGAAAGUAGGAAGGAACAGAAAAGGGGCUACUGUCAGUUGCCUCAGACACCUGGGUUUCAGUGAGGAAAAGAAGAUAAGGUUUAGAAGAGGAGAGGUGGUGUUCUACAGAUUGAAAAUUAGAUCUUAGACCGCGAAUGCACAAGUUAAUGAAGAAAAAGUUGAGGGGGGUGUCAAGACACUUAGGGUCGUCGACGGAAAGGCAGUCCGACCUGGGGACAUUUAUGGUCCCCUCACCAGAUGGGGACUCCGAGGCUGGUGUAGGAGUCACCAUGAUGAUUUUAAAAUUUUUGAGUGAAUGGUGUGUGUGUUAUUAGGUGCUUGUAGUUUUGUGUGGAGGAAGAGAGUUGUCUUUAGAGGGCAGGCUGUGACUGCCCCCUUGUGUUGUGAGACACAAAGGGAAACGUUCAGUGAGGUCACAUCUGGCUUUAAUGAUAAGUUCACAGCACCCCCUGAACAGUGCUGCACACCUCACUGGGAGUAAUUAUCGUUUCGGCAGGUGUCUACUGCCUCCUCCAGCUCACACACAGAGGCACGCUGACAGUGCUGCCAGUGUGUCGUGGCAAGGAAGAAAGGGAAGGGACCCUAAAAGAGAUGAAAAAGUCCCUUGUGCACGCCUGGGAAGUACGCCUGAGGGAGUUUAGGUGUUAAAUUAGAGGAGACAUGUUGACCCCGUGCUCUCAAGUAGCUGAUCUGCGGAAGACGUCACAAGAAGAAUAACAACAAGAUCAAGAACAAGAUCAUCGUCAUUGUUGCCUUGUUUACCUUUGUCACAGUGCUCCUCCUCCUGCUGUCCGUGUGUAUGUGUGUCUGUGUGUGCGUGUGAGCCUGCCUGUGUGUGUGUGCGUGUGUGUGUGCGUGUGUCUUUUGAAGGCACCUCUCAGGCCGCUGCUGUCUCCUCUGCCUGAAAGGAAGGAGAACAAUUCGUGACAAACAAAUAAAGGAAGGAAGGAAGGAAAGAAGGAAGGAAGGAAGAAAGAAAGGACAGUGUUGAGUCUCGCAGGUCACGCCAGCGUCUUGUAAACUGUAAAUUUGCUUGCUUCACCUGGCAAUUGUGAACCACCAAGCAAAAACCAAGCCAUCCUAUUGGUCAACAGGUGAUCACCAUCAGCCCUCCCAUUGGCCCAGAGCUUUGUGGAUUGUGAUUGGACGGCUGGCUGGCUGACCUGACCUGACCUCAACCGAGCCAACAUGAUUUACAUUUUCCUUGUUGACACUGGCACCAUGAUGACCUUUGACAUGAACCUGGCACUAGAGAGUGUUGAGGUGUUGAAAGGUGCAAUACACAAUGCUGUCAAGGUGCCCACAGACAAACAGGCACAGGUGGAGGGGUGUCUCAACAUGCCAGCCACUUACAACGCUGUGGUGGCGCGGACACAGUUAGCACAGCAGUUUUACGAGCACACUAGUGAGGUCACCAGAACGUGUCGCCAACUUGUUCACGACCAGCAUCUGCAGCAACAAGGCUGGGCAGCAGUGGUGGCCAACUUGGAGGACAUUGUGGCAGCCUUCAGAACAAGACAUGACGCAUUCCAGCAAAAUUUUGUGGAGUAUCUCAGUGGCCCAGAGGAGAAGGUCGCCCUGCUUCAGUCUUUUGAAGAGGACCUUAAGCUACUGGCAAGGAUUCCAGUCUUCCCUGAACUCUUGGGGAAGACACAAGAGGAAGAGGAAGAGGAAGAAGCUGGGAAGAAGAGGAGGACAAGCACAGCACAGAAGAAAGAGGAGGAGGAAGAGAAGGAAGAGGAGGAGAAGGAGGAGGAGGAAGAGGAGGAAGAGCAGGAGGAGGAGAAAAGAGGAGGAGAAGGAGGAGGAGGAGAAGGAGGAAAAGGAGAAAUGAGGCAAGUGUCACUGCUGGACUGGAUCAGCGCCAAGGACAGCCAAAGUGACGUCAGACAGAUUGCCCAACUCUGCUGCAGGGGACUGGCUCAGAUCAGUGAGGGGCUGCUGGAACAAGUGGGGCAAGAGGUCAGCGCUGUGCUUCGAGAGGCAGACCGGCCACAGAUGAAGGAGGUGAAGGGGCUUGGUGAGCGCCUGUGUGGCCUGGAGCAGCUCAUGCAUGAUGCUGCCUUCGUGGUGCAGGAGCAGAGCAAUUUCUCACAGGCUCUGUUGAAGAACCAGGACAGGGCAGGGAAGGUGAAUGACCCAUCUAUAUUCCCUGACCUCUGCACUUCACACCGCAAGAAUUUGAUGCACAUGUUGAAAAACCAUCAAAAGCUGCAAGACAUCAAAAGGAGAUGCAUCAAGGCAAAGGAAGAGCUGUCGGAGAAUUUGUACGUUAGAUUGAAGUGGAUAAUGUAUAUAGAGAGGCGCCUGUACGAGGCGGACACGCGCGUCUCCAUGCAUCAAGAGAGUGUUCGGCGCCUGGCUGGACUCCUGCAAGUGGUGGAGCAGAUUCACCGCACCCCGAGGGUCUAUGCCGCAGCCGUCACGGAGGUGGCUCGCCGGCACGCCUUCUCCAGGGCCUUCCUGCAGUGGGCGUCGGAGCUGAGCAGCCAGAGUGGAGAGGUGUGGAGGCGCGAGGUGGAGGCAAGAAGAGGCUUUUCCCAAGACUUCUCCACCCACUUCCUAGCCUCUCUCUUUCCUGGUAUGGAAGAUCUGCCCCCUAAUUUUGCAACCUCUCUACCAUCCCAGUUUGACAUGGCUCUCCCUAAGGUUACCAAGGAAAAUAUAGAUGAAUUGAGAAGACUGCUGCCAGAACUUUCUCACUGUCUGGUCAUUGGUGAGGUUCUGGCAGUUCCCCCUCUGCUUCGCCAUGUCACAGCUGGCCUCAACACACAGGAGGAGAGGAGGAGGAGGAGGAGGAGGAGGAGGAGGAGGAGGAGGAGGAGGAUGAAGAACGAGGAGCAGGAAGACAAGGAGCAGGAGGAGGAUGAGGAGGUGAAAAAGGAGGAGGAGGAAAAGGAAGGCUCCAGGAGAUUACAAGACAAGCACACAAGAUUAUGAGGUG
Scylla paramamosain (green mud crab) is the source of this 3411-nucleotide messenger RNA. Its product is annotated as RB1-inducible coiled-coil protein 1-like. Gene Ontology annotation, biological process: autophagy of mitochondrion; glycophagy; autophagosome assembly. Lineage: Eukaryota; Metazoa; Arthropoda; Malacostraca; Decapoda; Portunidae. The transcript has 15 exons. Gene Ontology annotation, cellular component: Atg1/ULK1 kinase complex; phagophore assembly site membrane. The record is from RefSeq and is a predicted model, not a curated record. The coding region runs from base 1656 to 3407 and encodes 583 amino acids. Gene Ontology annotation, molecular function: protein kinase binding; molecular adaptor activity.